This is a messenger RNA of Malus domestica (apple), 1852 nucleotides long. RefSeq names its product scarecrow-like protein 23. Gene Ontology annotation, molecular function: DNA-binding transcription factor activity; sequence-specific DNA binding. Gene Ontology annotation, cellular component: nucleus. NCBI's taxonomy places the organism in Eukaryota, Viridiplantae, Streptophyta, Magnoliopsida, Rosales, Rosaceae. Gene Ontology annotation, biological process: regulation of DNA-templated transcription. The record is from RefSeq and is a predicted model, not a curated record.
UCUUCAAUAUCGCUCAUGUCUUUUGAUCCAUUCCCAUGUAAUGACAGAACGGAAUUUUCGUAAUGAGAUAUUCCAUCCCUCCCCACUUCCUUAAAUGCUCAUUCAUGAUCUCUUUCAUCAAUCAGUACUACACACACACUCUCUCUCUCUCUCUCGACUGUUUUUUUUCUCUCUCUAAAUCCAUGGAAGACAUAGAUGAGGAGGAGGAGUUUCUGAAUCUUAGCCUUGCAAUUGUUACAAGUUCAGGGAAGGAGAGAUUUAAGAAGAGAAAGAGAUCAAGAGACGAUGGUAUUGCUAAUAGUAUUUUGGUGAGCCCUCUAAACUCGUAUGAAGGUUGUGAAGGGAAGAUAUUUAGGCUUCUUCAAAUGAGGGAACAAAUGCUAAAAAAACUAGACCUUCACAAGAAGAAAGGUGUUGCUCUUGAUGGUGAAGAUGGAAGGGGCCUCCACCUGAUCCACAUGUUGCUCAUAACAGCCACCGCAGUUAACGAAAACAAUGUCGGCUCAGCCUUGGAGCAUCUCACUGAGUUAUACAAGAUUGUUUCCUUAUGCGGUGACUCUGUCCAACGAGUAGUGGCUUAUUUUGCCGACGGCUUAGCUGCAAGGCUUCUCACUCGAAAAUCGCCCUUUUAUGACAUGAUCAUGAAGGAACCGACGAGUGAAGAAGAGUUUGUAGCGUUCACCGCUCUCUACCGGGUCUCUCCGUACUACCAGUUUGCUCAUUUCACGGCAAACCAAGCAAUCAUUGAGGCAUUUGAGAAGGAACAAGAGAAGAACAAUCGUGCAUUACAUGUUAUUGAUUUUGAUGUCUCCUAUGGAUUUCAGUGGCCUUCUCUUAUACAGUCUCUGUCCGAGAACGCAAGCAGUAGCAAUCGUAUAUCGCUCAGAAUAACGGGGUUCGGAAGAAGCGUGGAUGAGCUACGUGAAACGGAGAACAGACUGACAAGCUUCUCAAAGGGGUUUCGGAAUCUUGUUUUUGAAUUUCAAGGGUUGUUGAGAGGCUCAAAGCUCAUAAACUUGAGAAAAAAGAGAAACGAAACAAUUGCUGUGAAUUUGGUUUUUCAGUUGAAUACAUUGAGCAAUAAUUUGAAGAUAUCUGACUUGUUAAAAUCUGUACAUUUACUCAACCCUUCCAUUGUAAUCUUGGUUGAACAAGAAGGGAGCAAAAGUCCUCGAAGUUUCUUAUCGAGAUUCAUGGAGUCUUUGCAUUAUUUUGCAGCCAUGUUUGAUUCUUUAGAUGAUUGUCUGCCAUUAGAGAGUGCUGAAAGGUUGAGCAUUGAGAAGAACCACCUUGGAAAAGAGAUCAAAAGCAUGCUCAAUUACGACAAUAACAACGAUGAGAAUUGUCCGAAAACUGAAAAGAUGGAAACAUGGAAGACGAUGAUGGAGAGUCAGGGUUUUGAAGGAAUAAAUCUAAGCUCUAAGUCCAAGAUACAAGCAAGACUUCUUUUGAAAAUUAGGACUCACUAUUCUCCACUUGAGUUUGAUGGAGAGAGUAGUGGAGCUGCAGCUGGGUUCAAGGUUUUCGAAAGAGACGAUGGAAGGACAAUAUCUCUUGGGUGGCAAGACAGGUAUCUGCUUACAGUUUCUGCAUGGCACUGCACUGUAUCAUAAAUAUGUAUAUAUUUAUCUUCUAACACAUUCAUUAUUUUUGGAAUCUCUUCUUCUUCAGAUACAAUAACUUUGAAUUUAAGCAAUUAUUGUUUGCUGAUUAUCAUAUAUAUCAGAUUGACUCUUUACACUAAUAUUGUAUCCACUAUUCUAAAAAUCCUCGCAUAGGCACUAGACGGCUAGCUAGCAUCUCAAUUAAUUCUCAUGCGUUUGAAAAUUAAGAAAGGGCACCUAGAUGCAAG